CGCGAAAUAAAGCGUAUGUUUUUAAGCGAGUUCAUGAGGUAGAACGCGAACGAAAAACGCCACCAUUUCCUUGUACCCAAAUUUUGUAUCUUUUUUCUCUCUCCCUGAUUUACGAGUCAACCUUCGAAGGUCAAUUACAGAAGGGUUUUCAUGUUUAACUUUCAUUUAGUUCUGGAAAACGGGUUGGAUUGACAGACCGCUUGGCGAAAACUGAGAGGGAUUAAAUUGUAGCAUUAGACCGUGUCGUAAGCUGUAUGAUCCUUGUUUGUAAACUGAUUACCUACGGGUGAUGACCAAAAUUACAUAUGCGAAGGUCACCUUGCAACUCGGAUAUUGAUUCUUUUUGGUUGUCAUUGACAAACUAAAAAAUCUCUGCAGUUUUAUUGAGAUGGUAGCCGAAGAGUGUUGUUUAAUAUACCGCUGUCUGAAUCGUUGGCAGAGAUUCGUCCGAAAGAAAAAAAACGUUGCCUAUAAAUUUGGAGAAUAAAAGAAUGCAUAAUUGCAAAAUAUUUUAUGAGAAAAACAUGCAAGGAUUUAUGUUCUGUUACCCAAGAAUGAAAACUGUCAAAGGACAAUGCAAAUCGACUUCAAGGCUGACCACUGACUCUUCAUGGAUACUUGACUAAUUUGCCUCUAAAAAAAUGAACUCCUUUGCUGUCAGAAUAUUGGUGUUGCUGGCGAUUUCUUCGCUGUCGAUUGGCCAUGUUCUACUCUCCAAGCCACCCAUCGAAGUCUCAUCUUUUAUGAACGACACCGAUGAAGACCUGAAGAAAUUCCAAUAUUUCCAUUCGAAUCAAAAUUUGAGACAAAAUUUAAACUGCAGCGGAUACACUGUUGAACACAAUUACACUUUGUUGGAAAAUGGUAGCUUACAUCAUCCGGAAUUUGGCAUAAUCCAAGAUACUAAUAGAUAUAUCUUGGAAAAUGGUACUUUGUACUUAUGUUCAACAGAAUCUUCAACAGAAGGUGAUAAAGACGCGAUACCUGACUUAAGCGACGAAUUUUUAGCUUGUGGUAAAGUUUUAAUCGACCCAGACGAGUAUAAAGUACUGGAAAACGGAGACAUUCACAUUGAACUGUAUUCCCUCACUUAUGGACGUAGAGAUUACUAUAAGGUUGAUAAUGGAGUCUACAUCUGUAUUCCACAGUUUGACGAGAUGAAGCAAAAUAGAAGCCUCAACGAAACAUACAAUAAGAACUUGAACAAAUUCUCAGAUACUUUCACCUAUGUGACAAUUAUUGGACUUCUGAUUUCCAUUUUAAGCCUGCUGUCACACUUAAUCGUUUUCUGUGAGGUUUCUUCAGUUCGAAACUUGCCAGGCUAUUGCUUGGCAUCUCUCAGUUUAUCUCUAUUGAUGGCCUACACUUGUUUUUUAAUCGUAGCUUUGGUGAAUACAGGACGCAAUUGUCCUGCAUUAGGCAUUUGUAUAUACUAUUUUUUCUUGACUUCAUUUUUCUGGAUGAAUGCGAUAGCCUUUGAUGUUUGGCGAUCAUUUCGAGUUGUCAUGAGGGAACUUAGAAUAUCUAGUCACAGAUUCCCGUGGAGAAGAUUCUUAUUAUAUUCGUUGUACAGUUGGACAAUACCAGCUAUCUUGACUAUUCUAGUGAGAGUCUUCGAUUCAACAGAGCUGCUGUCCAAAGAUUAUAGGCCAUCUUUUGGAGACGAAUUUUGCUGGUUUGGACAACGCAGAGCUUUGAUGGUCUUUUUCGCUGUGCCAUUGAUUGUUGUCAUGAUUUUAAACGCUGUGUUCUUCUUGGAUGUCACUUAUGUCAUCAGUCGCGCUACAUUAAAAACGAGUCGAACCCAUGAAGCUACAUUAAAGAAAAGAUUCUUCAUGUUUAUGAAACUUGCUCUUAUCAUGGGCCUUACUUGGAUCGUUGGUCUCGUAGCUGGUUAUGCAGAUAAUGAAUUUGUGUGGUAUUUGUUUAUAAUAUUCAACACUCUCCAAGGACUAUUUAUAUUUGUGGUAUUCUCUUGCAGCUCUAAAGUGCGAGGUUUGUUUUGCAAGAAGUACAGAAAUCACAAUCUUAAGAGAGGAAGCACCUCAGUAAGAACUAUUUCGCAAAUAUCUGCAAACGUUUAAAUUCUUUUAGGUCUUUAUAGUGCCCAAGUUGUAAAAUAUGUAGUUUUAAGCAAACCUUCAAGGCAUUUUUCAUUCUAUAAUUCAUUGCAUUGUAUAUUUUUCUUCAUUUCAUGUGUAUAUGUUUUAAGAAUUAUGAAGAUACAUUUCUAUUGCAUGCCAAUUUUAAAAUGUUUUAUCAAAAUGUAUUCGCACAAUU
Argiope bruennichi is the source of this 2280-nucleotide messenger RNA. RefSeq names its product G-protein coupled receptor Mth2-like. Gene Ontology annotation, molecular function: G protein-coupled receptor activity. The coding region runs from base 642 to 2084 and encodes 480 amino acids. NCBI's taxonomy places the organism in Eukaryota, Metazoa, Arthropoda, Arachnida, Araneae, Araneidae. Gene Ontology annotation, biological process: cell surface receptor signaling pathway; G protein-coupled receptor signaling pathway. The transcript is spliced from 2 exons. Gene Ontology annotation, cellular component: membrane. The record is from RefSeq and is a predicted model, not a curated record.